GUGCUUUCCCCACCUUUGUGCUUGAGCACAGCUGGUACAAUCUGUCUCACUCACUCAUUUUCAAAGGGCCUUUUCCACACGCAUACACACACACACACACACAUUUAGUCAACCCACUGUUAUCUUCGCCAGUUUCACACCAUCUUUCGUUCCCCCUCCUUUUUACGCGGCUGUUUCUGGACUCCAUUGGCACAUACACAAAUCUUUCCCCCCCGCCACACACCCUCUCUCCCUCCCUUUCACACUCUUUAUUUUUUUCCCCUCCCUUCCAGCUCCACACGGUCGCUCCCUCCCAGUCCUCAUCUGCACCUCGGCCGAGUAGCACGCCGCGGCCAGAGAGGACGCCAAACGGAGAAGGGCCAGCGCCUCCAGAAGGGAACCCGCGAGAGGCUCACUCAUGCUGUCCUGAGAGGAUGUGAGGGAAGCCCCGGGGGUGGGGGAGGAAGCGCUGGCAUCUUCAUCCGCUCAUCUGUGCAUCAAUCACACCCGAGCCGAACUUCUGCGGGGUGACCCCCCCGCCCUUGCCGCCCCUGGGAGGCGCGCACCCAUGUGGGAGGAGGCGCUGUGGACCCGCGGUCGCUACCUGCUGGAGAAGAGCGAUGGGGCCGAGGGCGGCGAGGGGCCCGACGGCCACGGCGCGGAGGGCUGCCCGGGCUUCCAGGGGGUGGAGGCGUGCGCGGAGGGCGAGAAGCGGCAGGACUGGCUGUACGAUUCCUAUUCCAGGAUGAGCCAGCAGCAUCCGCUCAUCGUCUUCCUGCUGCUCAUCGUCAUGGGAACCUGCGUGGCACUGCUGGUGGUCUUCUUUGCCUCGGGGCUGAAUACCGAGGACCACCUGACCUUUCUAAUCACGGUGCCGACGGCCCUUUUCCUCUUCUUGUCCAUCUUCAUUCUCGUCUGCAUCGAGUCCGUUUUCAAGCGUAUGCUCCGCCUCUUCUCCCUCCUUAUAUGGGCAUGUCUCGUCACCAUGGGUUACCUGUUCAUGUUCUCCGGAGGGAUCCUCAGUCCCUGGGACCAGGUGUCCUUCUUCCUGUUCAUUGUGUUUGUUGUGUACACCAUGCUGCCUUUCUCCAUGCGAGGGGCCAUCAUGGCCAGCGCCGUCACCUGCUUGUCGCACACCGUCACCCUCAGCGUCUGCUUGGCUUCCGUCGCCAACGACUUGGAAGCUCUCGUCUGGCAGAUCCUGGCCAACGUGAUUAUCUUCACCUGCGGUAACUUAGCGGGGGCGUACCACAAGCACCUGAUGGACGUGGCGCUCAAGCAGACCUACCAGGACACCUGUAACUGCAUCAAGUCCCCCAUCAAGCUGGAGUUUGAGAAGCACCAGCAGGAACGUUUGCUCCUGUCCCUGUUGCCGUCUCACAUCGCCAGAGUGAUGAAAGCCGAGAUCAUCCAGCGGCUUCAGGGCCCAAAGUUCGGUCGCACCGAGAACACCAACAACUUCCACAACCUGUACGUGCAGCGGCACACCAACGUCAGUAUUCUUUAUGCCGACAUCGUGGGCUUCACCAGGCUGGCCAGCGAUUGCGCACCAGGGGAGCUCGUGCACAUGCUCAACGAACUUUUUGGAAAGUUUGACCAGAUUGCUAAGGAAAACGAGUGCAUGCGAAUCAAGAUCCUGGGGGACUGUUAUUAUUGCGUGUCUGGUCUGCCGGAAUCUCUGCCUCACCACGCCAGGAAUUGUGUGAAGAUGGGCUUGGAUAUGUGUGAGGCCAUCAAGAAAGUUCGAGAUGCCACCAGGGUCGACAUCAACAUGCGUGUCGGCGUUCACUCCGGGAACGUCCUGUGCGGCGUGAUCGGCCUCCGCAAGUGGCAAUACGACGUGUGGUCGCACGACGUGACGCUCGCUAAUCACAUGGAGGCGGGAGGUGUGCCGGGGAGGGUGCACAUCUCCUCAGUGACUCUGGAGUACCUGAAGGGCUCCUACAAGGUGGAGCCAGGGGACGGACAGAGUCGAGACUCGUACCUGAAAGAACACGGCGUGGCCACCUUCCUGGUCAUCAACCCCAAGACCGCCAAGCACAGCCCUCUGCUGGGCUUGCGCUCUCGCCCGUCUCUGGAUGGCGGCAAGAUGAGGGCGUCCGUCCGCAUGACCCGCUAUCUGGAGUCGUGGGGCGCCGCCAAGCCCUUCGCCAACCUCCACCACCGCGACAGCAUGAGCACGGACAACGGCAAGAUCAACACCACGGACGUUCCGAUGGGGCAGUACCACUUCCAGCGACGGGAAAGGUCCAAGUCGCAGAGGAGGAGGUUUGAGGAAGAACUCAACGAGCGGAUGAUUCGCACCAUCGACGGCAUCAACUCACAGAAACAGUGGCUGAAGUCAGAGGACAUCCAGAGGAUCUCAUUGUUCUUUCACAACAAAGCCCUGGAGGCAGAGUACAGAUCCACAACCUUACCCGCGUUCAAGUACUACAUCAUGUGCGCCUGCCUCAUUUUCUCCUGCAUAUUCGUCGUGCAAGUCCUCGUCUUGCCCAAAACUGCUGUGCUGGGGAUAUCCUUCGGCCUGGCCUUCUUGCUUUUGGCACUGAUCCUGGUUCUUUGCUUUGCUGGUCACGUUCUGCAAGGACGGAAGGGGCCGGUGUGCUCUUUCCCCUGGUGGAACGCGUCCUCCCGCAUCAUCGUCACCAACAAUCCUUGGUUGCGACUGGUCCUCACCAUGACGACCACCGCCCUGAUCCUCGUGAUGGCCGUCUUCAACAUGUUCUUUGUGGAGGAUCCUGGGAAAUCCAUGCAGGAAGUCUCCGCAGUGGGUUCCCCUGACGCGAUCGCAACCGGUCCCCCUGCGAAUCUAACAAACGGCACCGUGCCCAUGCCGGACGACCAGGCUCAAUCAGCGGGGGAAAGCCGUUUUUAUCUGCCGUACUUCAUCUACUGCUGCAUUCUGGGCUUGGUGUCGUGCUCGGUUUUCCUGAGGAUCAACUACGAGCUGAAGAUGGUGGUGAUGCUGGUCGCCUUGGUGAUCUACAACGUCAUCAUCCUCCAGACGCACGCCUCGCUGCUCGACGGCUUCAGCAAAGCUCUGUACAGCACCCAGGCGCUGGACCGACCAGGAAUUCUGAAGGACCUCAAGACAAUGGGCUCUGUGUCGCUCUUCAUCUUCUUCAUCACUCUGCUGGUCUUGGCUCGCCAGAAUGAAUAUUACUGUAGGUUGGACUUCCUGUGGAGGGACAAGUUCAAGCGGGAGUGCGAGGAGAUCGAAACCAUGGAGAAUCUCAACCGAGUCCUGUUGGAGAACGUCCUGCCCGCCCACGUGGCUGAACACUUCCUGGGACGCAACUGGAAGAAUGAGGACCUUUAUCAUCAGUCGUACGACUCCGUGUGCGUGAUGUUCGCCUCCAUCCCGGACUUCAAGGAGUUUUACACCGAGUCGGAUGUCAACAAGGAAGGACUCGAAUGCCUCCGUCUCCUCAAUGAGAUCAUCGCGGAUUUUGAUGAGCUGCUUUCAAAGCCAAAGUUCAGUGGAGUGGAGAAGAUUAAGACCAUCGGGAGUACCUACAUGGCGGCCACCGGACUCAACUUGACGCCAGGACCAGAGUGCGCACAGGAACAUGACAGACAGUACAUGCACAUCGGCACCAUGGUGGAGUUUGCCUUCGCUCUGGUCGGGAAACUCGACGUCAUUAACAAACAUUCUUUCAAUGACUUCCGGCUGCGAAUCGGGAUAAAUCAUGGACCGGUCAUUGCGGGGGUCAUCGGGGCACAGAAGCCUCAGUAUGACAUCUGGGGAAACAGCGUGAAUGUGGCCAGUAGGAUGGAGACCACGGGCGUUCUGGGCAAAAUCCAGGUGACGGAGGAGACGAGCGAAAUCUUAUCCACGCUGGGCUACAUGUGCUCAUGUCGAGGCAUCAUCAACGUGAAGGGCAAAGGGGAGUUGAAGACCUACUUUGUCCACACCGAGAUGACCCGAUCCCUGUCACAAAGCACCAUCAUGCCUUGAGUGCUCAGUUGGAGGGGUGGGGGGGGGAUAAAUACAUCAAAAAUCAAAAACAACACAACAUAGAAAGUGGCAUUAGCGGCAAUUGGUCAUGCUCGGGGUAUACAAGUUACUCGCGGAGGCCCCAGCGUCACACCGGACAAACAACUGUGAAGACGGCGGCACUGUCGGAAGUCGCCAGGCGUCGCUUCCUGUUGAGUGUCGAAGGCGGCUCUCCGAGGGCUGCGGUGGGCCUGAGAGAUUUUUUUUCUGUAUUGCUGCAGCCUCUCAAGGAGCGCAGUCAACCAUUUAUCCACAAGUAGCGUGGAGGUAAUUAGCCAUGCCAGUGUGGCGAGCAGUGUGCUUCAGAGCCGCCUUAUGCUUGAGCAAAAGCGGCUCUAUAAAUAGUAUACACUCUAUGGACAAAAGAAGACACACCAAUUAAUUCUUGACAAGUUCAGAAUGGACCGAGCCUCCAGUCAGACUCAUUGUAAAUUCGCCCAUGUUAGGACUUGCCACUUGCUCGGCAAACAAGUGUGAGACGCUUGAAUUAACUUUGACUCGGUACAGUGAAGCCGUUCACAUUUUGGAUCGCAGCGGCCAUUUUAUCCGCAUAGUCUUUUAUUUCUGUUGUUUUGCUCUUCAUGCUGCCAUGGCGCAAAAAAAAAAAAAAAUCCCCCACCCUCCCCCGACCCCCAAGCCUCUGAACAAAGCUUGCAUGCGCCCCUCACUUGACAUGCACACAUGUGAUGCUCAUAACAGGGUAGCGUGUGAUUAUGAGUGCACAGUUGUAAUAAUUGGUCACAGAGAAUGUUGUCCAGUUUCUGGAAUGCUAAGUAAGGUAGCAUUAGCAGACCAACGUUAGCCAUGAAAACUAGGCUGUGAGCAUGACUUAUUCAUAACUGUUUCUCUAGCACUAAAUGUUAUUGGUUUCACAGAAUUAAAAAAAGUGAUAAGCAUGUUGGCCAAUAUUGUUGCUAAUUCUGAUCACUUUCUGAAUGCCUCACUGGUUGAUAGUCUUGGUGGUGUUAACAAAUGAGGGAGAGACAUUUUUUUAAAUAUGUGUCUCUGGUUGUGGUUCCUCUGAUGCGGUGGUUUCUUAAAAAAAAUAUGUCAUAAUAAUACAACAACUGCAACCCCCCUUUAUCUUAACUCUUAAUCUUUACCAUUGCAUUUUGGACUAUCAAGGCAUGAUGUAUAAUUAUGGUGAGGACCCUUCUCACAAUUUCAACUCUUGCGGAAAUCCUUACCAGAAGAGUAAAAUGUAUUACAUAGUUUAACAGGGAGGACCAGCGCCCUAUUUUCUUCCCUUCUGACUUCUGUACGUGUAAUACUUUUGUCCAUGCAAUGUAUACUUAAGCCAAAUCUGCUCUGUGAGCCAUUUUGCUCAUUUAUUUCAACUGGAUGUUAGGCUAGUUUAUUGUCACGCUGCCAACAAAUUCCUACAAUGACAGGUAGUUUGAAUGUGAAUUAUUGUUGGUAGUUUUAGAUUUGGAAUUAGUGUUUGAAGUCGUUGGCUUGAGAAGAAAAGUAGAUGUUGCUUUUUAUAAAUAUCCUCUGGAAGAAAACCCGCUGCACUGUGUGUUUAAAUGUCCCUAUGCUGCCACACUUUUGUUAUUCAUUAAAUAUUUGUAUAUAAUGUA
Molecule: messenger RNA, 5556 nt
Organism: Hippocampus comes (tiger tail seahorse)
Lineage: Eukaryota; Metazoa; Chordata; Actinopteri; Syngnathiformes; Syngnathidae
Gene: adcy2b
Product: adenylate cyclase 2b (brain)
Exons: 25
Coding region: 548-3937 (1129 amino acids)
Biological process (GO): intracellular signal transduction; adenylate cyclase-inhibiting G protein-coupled receptor signaling pathway; cAMP biosynthetic process
Cellular component (GO): plasma membrane
Molecular function (GO): adenylate cyclase activity
Source: RefSeq, a predicted model, not a curated record